AUGCUUCCUCGUAUCGGAACGGCAGGGAGCAUCAACAUUGGACUCAGCGUUCUGCUGAUAGGAGGAGAGAAGCGGAGCGAAGUAGCUACAAGGGAGAUUACAACCCUAGCAGAAGCUACACGUUAUCCGGGACCAAUAGCGAAGUUAACGAACUCCAACGGAGGACGCGUUCACCAAGCACUAGGGAUAGGAGUGCAGAUGGAAACCAAACACAGUCGAUGGGAGAGAAGUUAUGGGGUGUCGCACGGAAUACAUGGGACCGUCUCAAAUCUGCCCGUCGCCGCUUCGCUUGUGACAGACGCUUACAUGAAGAUGAAGACGCGC
This is a messenger RNA of Amoebophrya sp. A25, 324 nucleotides long. The record is from the annotation of a GenBank genome assembly. NCBI's taxonomy places the organism in Eukaryota, Dinophyceae, Syndiniales, Amoebophryaceae.